Girardinichthys multiradiatus is the source of this 3430-nucleotide messenger RNA. RefSeq names its product v-maf avian musculoaponeurotic fibrosarcoma oncogene homolog Aa (gene mafaa). Gene Ontology annotation, biological process: regulation of transcription by RNA polymerase II. The record is from RefSeq and is a predicted model, not a curated record. Gene Ontology annotation, molecular function: DNA-binding transcription factor activity, RNA polymerase II-specific; RNA polymerase II cis-regulatory region sequence-specific DNA binding. Bases 852 to 1787 code for a protein of 311 amino acids. Gene Ontology annotation, cellular component: nucleus. NCBI's taxonomy places the organism in Eukaryota, Metazoa, Chordata, Actinopteri, Cyprinodontiformes, Goodeidae. The transcript has a single exon.
GCGUGGUUUUCACCGGGGAGCUUUGGGGUGCUUUUAGAAACCAGUUAGAGACAAAACAAAGUGGAAUUUCUCACCUCUUGCGUAAGAUUUUACACACAGAAACACUUUAGGGUCAGGAGCGCGACUCGUGAGGGGGGAUGCGAGCUUCAAUUAGAAAUAUGGCCUGAGGACAACAAGGAUCACCUUCUGUCUUCAAGUAAGACCUCCAACUUUCAUGCUUCAUCUAAGACUUUUAUGAACUUUGAAAACAGGCAUACUUGCAGAUCAGAGUUUGGAUUCCUGGGACAUUUGGCACACUUUUACGCACGCCUGCGCAGUGCUCGAUGUAACCGAGUGAGAAACUUUUGCAGCUGGGCCAUGCUGCGGUGACUAAAAUUGCAGAAGGAGACUACUGAGAGUUGGAAAAUAAUUCUGACCAACAAAAACAAAAACCAAAAAAACAGAGGGCAGUAAAUCAGAGGGAGAGUACUUUGCAGAGGUAAAGCGAGGACAACACAAGCUGGUGUCUCCAAAUUCAGCGGGCUCCAGUUUCAGCCGCUCCAGGGGCUCCUGCUAUUAAAGCCUUCAUCUGACCUGGGAAAAGUUGUCAACAAGAGCUGUGAGCGGAGGCGAACUGGCAGGUCUUCAAGUUCAUUUACAUGUAGACGUAUAUCCACUCCGCUAUAUAUAGAAGUGGCCUGUGGAACAAGCAGCCUUAAUAAGUUUCUCCUCCCACCCACCGGGCCUGCAGCAGUCCAACGCACCAAGAGUGUGCGUGUGCCUAUAUAUACACCAUACAGGCUUUUAAUUCCCUCCGCAAUCUGCCCGCUGUCGGUUUGGCUGUGAGGCCAGGAGUCGUCGCAUGGACUGACAUGGCCGCCGACCUCGCCAUGAGCGCAGAGCUGCCCAACAGCCCUCUGGCCAUCGAGUACGUCAACGACUUCGACCUGAUGAAGUUCGAGGUGAAGAAGGAGCCGCUGGAGGCCGACCGCUUUUGCCAUCGCCUGCCGUCCGGCUCACUAUCCUCCACUCCGAUCAGCACCCCCUGCUCCUCCGUGCCUUCGUCGCCCAGCUUCUGCGCCCCGAGUCCGGGCGCGCAGCCUAACCAGGGCCUCCCCGUCGGUGUCAACGGUGGCAGCAAUAGCAACAACAGCAACGGCAACAACAAUCACAACAACGCGAGCAAGCCUCAGCUGGAGGACCUAUACUGGAUCCCCAGCUACCAGCACCACAUCAACCCGGAGGCGCUCAACCUGACCCCCGAGGACGCGGUGGAGGCGCUGAUCGGGAACGCGCACCACCACCACCACCACCACCAGGCCUACGAGGGCUUCCGCGGCCAGCAGUAUGUCGGAGAGGACCUGUCUGCGGCUUCGGCUGUGCACCACCAUCAGGCCCACCACCACCACCACCACCACCACCACGGGCACCACGUCCGCCUGGAGGACCGCUUCUCCGACGAGCAGCUGGUCAGCAUGACCGUGCGUGAGCUGAACCGGCAGCUGCGCGGCUUCAGCAAGGAGGAGGUGAUCCGCCUGAAGCAGAAGCGGCGCACGCUGAAGAACCGCGGCUACGCGCAGUCCUGCCGCUUCAAGCGUGUCCAGCAGCGGCACAUGCUGGAGAACGAGAAGUGCACCCUGCAGAACCAGGUGGAGCAGCUGAAGCAGGACGUGGCGCGCCUUGUCAAGGAGCGGGACCUGUACAAGGAGAAGUACGAGAAGCUGGCCAGCCGGACCUACAACUCCGGUGGGCCUGCGAACACGAGAGAUCCGUCCGGGAAACAGGCCAGCACCGAUUUCUUCAUGUGAGAGACAUUACAGCCCUCACCUCCACUCUCUUCUGACUCUAAUUGAUCUUUUCUGAUUUGUGUUUACAGUUAUUCCUCAACAAAAAACUUUAAAUCUCAUCUUCUUAACAAAUAAAGGUUAGGUGCGCACAAGCGUCACAUCCGUGAGUCUUAAAGAUGUUAAACUUCUGUAAGUCCACAACAAACAAGUCAGGUCGGCACAUGGGAUCAUUUUCAGGCUGCAGACUCUUCUCCUCCUGUCAGAUGUCUUAUGAACCAAUGACUGUCUUAAUCCAGAGAUAGCGCCGGGUUUGUGUUAGAAUCAGGCAGAAGCAGCAGCACAGGCUGCAGGAGGAGAAUGCCCUGUGAUGCAGAGACUCUCAGUAAUGCAAGUGUAAUAGUUUCCCCCAUCCCUUUGCAACCCUGCAUGCAGGACAUGUAUGGUAACCUCCAGCCAAACCUCUCCACAUAUGUAUGGAAAGCAUGACCCAUGGGUUCUCCCCAUCCAUCCAUCCAUCCAUCCAUCCAUCCAUCCAUCCAUCCAUCCAUCCAUCCAUCCAUCCAUUCAUCCAUCCAUCCAUCCAUCCAUCCAUCCUUCCAUCCACCCCUCCCUCCCUCUGACAUCAGUAAGGCCUGGGUAUGCAGAAAAAGACCCCCCCCCCCCCCAGAGGUGCAAAGAACUGCGACUGAAAUGCAAAAACAAUCUGCUUCACUGCAAAACACAUGGAUGCGUAUUUACCUGCUUUUUUCAAUCAGUUUUUUCUAUGGUUUUAAAAAGAAAAGAAAAACGAAAAAAAGAGAUUACCUGAGCCAGAUUUUAGACUGUAUUUAUUUCAACCUGUAUAUAAUGUGUAGAGAAAAAAAACAAGCAGUGAUCUGUGUUAUUUUACCUUCUCUCUUUUUAGGUUUUUUGUUGCUUGGAUUCUUCGAAAUGUCUUAAUUCAAAUGUUUGUAUGUUACAGCAUGCAAAUUGUCUGUGGUAUCCUCCUCCUCCUGCUGAACAUGUUGAAACUGCACUAAAGAGCAAACUGGAGAAAUGUUUUGUUUUUAACCUGGAUGUAAAUUUGAUUUAAAGGAAAAUGACUGCUGCUAAAACUCUAUGCACCAAUCUGAAGAUUAAAAAAACUUAAUGCUUUAUUUUCUCUCUUUUUUAUUUUAAAUAAUGAAACAUUUUGCGUGGCCUGCAGGGUUUCCCUGCUGCCCGGUGUCUUAAAGCGAUCUUAUGGGGAGGAUGCUUGAUUGUAGAGAAACGGGACACUUUGCCUGGUGGUAUACAGCUGACAGGCUGAUCAGUACUCUGUCAACAAGUUCGUGUGUUAUCUGCUGCCUAGAUAUAUGUGCAAUAUUGUGCAGAAGCGUUCUGGUGUUGGAGUAAAAUAAAACAGAGGAUUUAGUUUGUUUCCCGCCAAAAAUCAUACAAACAAUUAACAAACAAAUCUCGGCCAAAUAAAAUCAAUCGUUUUCAAAAUUAAUGAUAAUUUGAUCUGUCUCUAUAGAAUCAAACUUCUGCACAGUGCUGCGGAUGUAUAUCUGUACAUAUGAUUUCUAUAUUUAUCCGACGAACCUGUCCUGACGUGUCAACAAGUGGAAAAAUCUGCAAAGAGGAAAAAGUUGUUGAGAAACUCUUGUUUUCAUAAUGUUUAAUAAAAAGUUCUGUCCCAAAUA